Messenger RNA from Closterium sp. Yama58-4, 801 nucleotides. Lineage: Eukaryota; Viridiplantae; Streptophyta; Zygnematophyceae; Desmidiales; Closteriaceae. The record is from the annotation of a GenBank genome assembly.
AUGGCGUAUCGCACGCGCGUCGCGAUAUUGAUAGCGACAACUCUUCUCGCCUCCACAUUAUUACUUACAGCGGACGGAGCGGCUGGCGGAAAUACGAAUGGUGGCGGGUCGACGAAAAAUACAGGCUCCUCUACCUCUAGCGGGACCGCGUCUAGCGGGUCUAGUGGUUCUAGCGUGACCACUACAGGCACAUCUAGCAGCGGAACCACUAGCAGCGGAACCACUACUAGCGGGACCAAGAGUAGCGGGACCGCAUCUACCGGUUCUUCUAGCUCGAGCGGAACCACUACCACUGGUAACGGGAAUACUGCUAGUAACGGGAAUACUGCUAGUAACGGGAACACCCAGAACAACGGAAAUUCUGCUGCUGCGGGGAAUACUGCUGCUAGUGGAAACUCUGCCAGCAACGGAAACACCCAGAGCAACGGAAAUUCUGCGGCUGCGUCAACGUCUAAUUUUCUGUCUCUGCCGGUCAACGGGUGCUCUCAGUCAGCUUGCCAGAAUCCGUCACUGGGAUUCUACAAGGGCACGUUUCAGCAGACGUCGAAUGCGGCCGCCGUUCAGAACAUGAACUACGGCGAAUAUAUCUACGGCACGCGAAUCAGUUCCGACCUUGCCAAGUCGUCUACUGAUGCCAAGACCUUCCCCGACUGCUGCACGGACUGCGCCAACACCGCGGCCUGCCACUAUUUCCAGUUCUACGCGCCAGACUCCAUUUCUUCCGCCCCUGGCGGACAGAAGCAGUGCUUCCUGCUCUCCGAGGCGCCGGCUGGCCUGGCGAUUAGCGGGCCUCUCAGCUAG